Molecule: messenger RNA, 27332 nt
Organism: Coregonus sp. 'balchen'
Lineage: Eukaryota; Metazoa; Chordata; Actinopteri; Salmoniformes; Salmonidae
Source: the annotation of a GenBank genome assembly
CGAAAACGCCUGUUUCGUCUUUUUAAAAUUUGGUAUCUCCCGGCCACUGUAUAUUUUUUUUCGAAACUUCCUCACGUGACAUCAGUCCAAGUGAAGAUGUCAACAUCAACCACUGAGUACACUUGAAGUUAUUUGACUGAUGCUUUUAUCGUAUUGCUGGCAAUCAGAAGGGAAUGUCGAUGUUGACCACUGCUUGACUGUCACAUAAGAUAGCUAAGGUAUGUUGCUGUCUCAAGAAAUAGUCUGUGGAAUGCUAUCCAAGACAAGCUACAACAGCUAGCUAGCUAGAGAUUCGUGUUGGCUUUGUGAGUAGCCCAGUUUAAAGUUCACAAACAACUGCAGGUCCUGCAUUGCAAUUUAUUCUACAUAACUAGCUAGGUGGUAUUUAACUAGUAUCCUGCAUGUUAGCUUCCAUCAUCUCUAUACUGUAAGUUGAGAACGUAUUUUUAUUUUAACAAUUUGGGGUAUUGUUUGGGUUGUCUGCAUGUGUCACAUUUCCCCAGCAUCAUCUGUCUCGGUCUCCUCAUCUAUUUUAUCCUGCUUUGUUUACCUGCAGGAUGGCUGGAUGUCACAGUGGCCAAUCCACCCUUGUCAACAGCUUGGCCACUCUGCUUCGGAAUCAUGGUAUAGUAACAUCACCACCGUCUGUCUCCCAAAACAUAUUCAAGACAUAGCCCCUGUGUUAUCCCAGACCUGCUAAUCUGUUCCCUCUCCUAAAUUGUGAUCAGACCUUUUGAGGUUGUUGGAAAUUAUUAGGGGCUCAUAGCUAUACUGUAGCUACAUGCUUAAUACAUUUUAUAUUGCAUUGUAACUGUUGGUUUUAAGUGGUGUGUGACCAUUGUCUCUCCUCUCUCUCCAGGUGCCUCUGUGCUGGACGGCAGCAGUACCCUGACUCUACAGUCAGACUCUCUGCAGCACCUAGGUCGUCUGUUUGAGCAGUACCUCCUCUCCAGGACUCACCAACAUGGCUUCCUGGCUCUGCCCUCACACCCUGCUGACACCACCUCCCUACUGCAGCUCCAGUUCGUGUUUGACGUGCUGCAGAAGACCGUCUCCCUCAAGGUCUGUUUGUGUGUGUGUGUGUCCUGCUGUAUUUGUAAACAGUUUUGUGGUAGAUGUAUGCAUAACUUACUCAGCACUGCAUAAACACAAAAUGUUCCAAGGAAAACUGUGAAUUAUGUGGACGUCUGAGGGAAUUUCAUUGAGCCACUAGGUGGAGCUAUAGCAUUCUGUAUAAUGUUCUUUGGCCUUUGGUUUUUCAUUCCUAGCUCAUCAACCCACCUGGGUCGAGGCUUCAGUCAGUGGUCAAGAUCUUUCCUUUCAAGUCUCUCAAGUCCUUAGAGGUAUGGGAUGAAAAUGUGUCCGCUUCUCCUUUGUAACAAAACAGUAUGAAUAUCAAUAUAGAUGAGUCUGAUGGCUUACUCUGGGCCUGUUUUUCUGUCUCCAAGUUGAAGCGUAUCCCCCCUCACUGUCUGGAGGACCUGAGGGGAGUCUAUUCUCAGUUAGAGGUCUUCACCUGCUCCAAGAGCCUCAGCUCCCUGGAGGUAACACACACGCAUCACAUUUUUGUCUUUCUCAAUAACAGACCCCUUUGUGUUGGAGUUUGAGCCAGUGUUAUUGUUACAGGAGCUACUGUCUCUGUGUGGAGGAGACCUCAGCUCUGCACUGCCCUGGCUGGAGCUGCACACCCUCAACUUCAGCUACAACACUAUAGUCUGCCUGGAUGAGUCACUGGUAAGACACUCACACAUGCUGCUGCUUACUGGUUUAUUUAUUCACCUGACUGACAUUUGUUUUUAAUGUGAAUCACUUUUUUGUCAUGUUUUUAAUGUGAAUCACUUUUUUUGUCGAUUUUAAUGUGAGUCGCUUUUUUUGGCCAUGUUUUUAAUAAUAAUGUUAAUCACUUUUUUUGGCCAUGUUUUAAUGUGAGUCACUCUGCCUUUUUUAGAGUUUACUGAAUGUUCUGAAGUCUCUGGAUCUUAGUCACAAUAAAAUCCAGGAGUGUGCUGACUUUCUCAAGGUAGGGUGGCAUGACUUCCAAUUUUAUAUUUCUGGCUAGGUUUUGUGUCUGUGUGUUGAGAAGGGUUCAGAGUUGGAGACAUACAGCAGGGAGAUGCAGUAACUUACUGUACUGGGCUAUCUCCAUAUCUACUGUCUCUCUCCUCCUCUCUCCCCUCUCUCUCUCAGCCUCUGAGUGAACUAGAGCACCUCAACCUGGGCUAUAACAACCUCCAGAGAGCACCAACGCUGGGCCUGAGCUCCAGAGCCAAGCUCCUCACUCUCAUCCUCAGAAACAAUGAGCUGGAGACCAUCAACGGUACCGUAACACCUCGCCUCUGAUAGACACCAUCUGCUCAUGCUAGAAUGGAUGAUAGUAUGGUGGUUUCUCUACUGAUUUUCUUUUCUUUUCUUUUUUUUCCCCAUAUUGAUAUUAUCCCUAAACGUAUGCCAAAAAUCAUCAAUACCAAAUAGUUAGCAAUAGUAUUCCAUCUGCAGACUCCCUCAAGACUACCUGUUAUGCACGACCCCUUGAACUGACCUCUCAGUAUUAAAACAGAGAGGGACUUCAGCCAAUCAAAGCCUUGGACAAGACAGGGAUAUCAGCCAAUCAAAGCCUUGGAUCUGUUUACCGCCUUGUGUCCACAAACAGUUGGGGGCUAUAGAUAAACAGGAAGCUAGGAAUAUAUUAAUAUACUGGCAUACUCCAACUCUACAAUGCUUAUUGUUUGGUAAGCCUGUGUAGUUUCUUUGCCAGUACUGCCUAUCUGCCCAUCUCCUUCCCUAUUGUGCAGUGUGGAUGGCUGACUGUCUGUCUCUGUCUCAGUAUGAGAUACCUAGAUGUCUGAUUUGGUGGUUACUGGUUUACCUUGGGUGACACCUGAGACUGUGUGUGUGUGUGUGUGUGUGUGUGUGUGUGUGUGUGUGAUCCUAUGCAGGAGUGGAGCAGUUGUCAUCCCUACAGCACCUGGACUUGGCCUACAACCUACUACUGGAUCACUCCCAGCUGGCUCCUCUGUCUAUGCUGCACAGUCUCAACACGGUGAGGGAGGGAGAGAGUUUCAGGAGUUUACUGUGUGACAUAGCCUCUGUGUUAUCCCAGACCCACUGACCUGUAGCCUCUCUCUCUUUUUUUAGCUGAAUCUGGAGGGCAACCCACUGUUCUUCCAGAAGACCCACAGAACAUGCACUGUCCGCCACCUCUCCCCCAAGGCUGCCUACCUCAGAGUGAGUGAGAGGAGGAGGGAGGGAGGGAGGGAGGGAGGGAGAAAAAGCGGAAAGCUGAAUUUGGACCCAGUCUUUUUUUCAUGAUUUCUCUGUCUUCUCUUUGAGUUUAAUAUUGUCUCUCCCCCUCUCUCCCCCCUAGCUCAGACUGGACAGCAGCCCUCUCUCCUCCUCAGAGUUGUCAGUGAGUAGGCCAGUCCUGUAUGGGUCAGCAGGCAUAUACUCUACACUUCUCUAGUCUUGUUGGGUCACUUGUUGAUGUGCACUUCAAGUCCAUUCGUGGGAUUCACCACUUUUGUACCAGAUAGUCUAACAUGGGACCGCCCCCCCCUUCACAGGUGCUACCCAAACUGGGACAGCUGAUUGGCCAGUUCCAGUCCCAGGCCUCGCCCUUAGUCACCAGGGCUCCAGAGCGGGGUAACCAGGAAGUAGUGUCCAGCGGGGGCGGGGAUUUGAGUGACAGCCUGUCGGUCAGUGAGGUGGGAGUGACGCGACAACGCAAGAAGAAAACCAAAGUAAGUCAGCUACACACCUCACUGAGUGGCUGGGGGGUUCUGUCCCACCCCCUAGCCUCGCUGUGUACAUCUUAAAAUACUGGCUAGGUAUAAGCAAUACAUGUUAAUAGCUUGAACUAACCCUCUGAUAGGAUCAAGAUCUAUAGAAGUGACUACGGGGUAAGGGGGCUAUGGGGAUAAGGGGCUAGGGGUCCAUUUGGAAUUGACAAAUCAAUACAGGCAGAGAGGAAGGAACACGUUUCUGGAAUGUUGUGUGUGGCGUGUGUGUGUGUGUUAUAUAAUAUCCGUCUAUGUUGUUUCAGAGUAAGGUGAGAGUGAGACGGGCUAGCAUCUCAGAGCCCAGUGACUAUGACUAUGAACCCAGACCACAGUCCUCUGUACAAGGUAAACUAUUACAGUGUGUCUGUGUGAGUGUGUGUGUGUGUGAGUGUGUCUGUGUGAGUGUGUGUGUGUGUCUAAAGAAACCUCCUCUCUCCCCUCAGACAUCGUUCUCCCUCACCAGAAGGAGAUUGAACGCAUGGACAGUUUCAGGGACCAACUGGGUGAGGAUUGGCUGCGCUACCAACAUCACCUAGAGGGGGCGCCAAUUGCCACCCUAGACAAGCCAGCUCCUCAACACCUCACUAACGGUCUCCGUGGCACCCCCUCCCCACCCAACCCCAGCCCUGUCCAGGCCAGCCCCGCCACCUUUGAGCCCCCUUCUCCAGCGCUGGAAGUCCCAGAGGUUCUACCCCCACCACUGCUCUCGUCUGAGCCCAAGGAGGAGGCCUCCGACUGGGAUGCAGAUCUGGAGACCGAGUCCACCCUCCAGUGGCCUGACCACAGCCUCGGGCACACAGAGUCCACCCUGGAGACUACUAUGGCAGAGGGACAGGGACUGGGUCAGGGGAUAGAGGGGUCACCGGCGACACCCACGGACACCAGAGAAGAAGAGGAGGAGGACUUGGGAGGUAGGAGCACUUCAGAACUAGCAGUAGCACACCUGAUUUCAAGUAGCCAACUAAUGAUCCAGCCCUCAACUAGUCCAACCAGCUGUGCAAGAGCUGGAAUACAACCAACGACUGGGGUGUUCCAAAGGAACUGAUUGGGCAAUGCUGAGCCAACCUUUGACCUCUCUCUGUCUUCUGUCUCUAGUUGACCUGUGUCACCCCCUGCUUGUGGGAGUACUAUCAUCAUCAGAAGAGGAGGAGGAGGGUGGGCUGAGGAGGAAGAGCAGGGCCAAGUGUCCAGUGUUCCUGAGGGUCAAGCCAGGCCACAUCCUGGAGGUGGACAUGAGCAGGGGUCAGUUGCAGGCCCGGCUAGAGUUGGACAGUCUGGGGAGGGUCACCAUGUCCCAGGCCACCUGGACUGAGAGGGUGAGGAGGGGCAGGGGGAGGGAGGAAGGAAGGAAAGAGGGGGAGGGAUGGUGGGGGAGGGAGGGAGGAGAGGGGAAUGAUGUAGAGAGGGAGGGGAGGAGGGAUGUGGGGGAGGGAGGGAGGAGAGGGGAAUGAUGUAGAGAGGGAGGGGAGGAGGUAUGUGGGGGAGGGAGGGAGGGAGGAGAAGGGAAUGAUGUAGAGAGGGAGGGGAAGAGGGAUGGUAGGGAGGGAGGAGAUGGGAAUGAUGUAGAGAGGGAGGGGAGGAGGUAUGUGGGGGAGGGAGGAGAGGGGAAUGAUAUAGAGAGGGAGGGGAGGAGAUGUGGGGGAGGGAGGGAGGAGAGGGGAAUGAUGUAGAGAGGGAGGGGAGGAGGGAUGGUGGGGAGGGAGGAGAUGGGAAUGAUGUAGAGGGAGGGGAGGAGGGAUGGUGGGGGAGGGAGGGAGGGAGGGAGGGAGGGAGGGAGGAGAUGGGAAUGAUGUAGAGAGGGAGGGGAGGAGGUAUGUGGGGGAGGGAGGGAGGAUGCAGAGGGGAAUGAUGUAGAGAGGGAGGGGAGGAGGGAGGGAAGAGAGGGGAGGAAUGGUGGGGCAGGUGGAGGGAAAUCAUGGUGAGAGGAAGGGGGGAUUUUUUUUUUUGUUGUUGCCUGAAAUGAAAGAAGUAUAUGUUUUAUAUUUGUUCUAAAGAUAGUUAUUUCUCUCUCUAGGAGGUGGAGCGGAUUCUUCCUGCCGUAGAGCUUCACUUCCGUUACAUCAGCAGAGAGAGGAGGAGGAGACGCUAUGUAAUGCUGGAUGAUGACCCCCAGGAGGCACUGCAGGUAACAGACAUAAAAAUAAAGUUUUCCAUUAAAACUCCACAUGAAUUCCACGUGAAUUCACAAUGCAGCUACGCUGCUGCCAGCAAAGUUUUGGGUCUCAUCACGGUACGUCCCUUUCAGAUGGUUAAGCAUUGCACCUGUACUACCGUUACUGUACCUCAAUUCCACCUCGCAGAGUUUGUAUUUCCUUCUCAUUUAACUUCUCUAAGUAUUACCAUACAGGACUACGCUGCUGUCACAUGCAAACUGUUGAUGAGGUAGUGGUGGAGAGUGUCGACUCCAAUAGAAUUGAUACCUCGACUACUUGCCCGUCGACUCUCGGCGUCGACUCCCAUUUCUGAGUGUCAAGAUUGACUCCUAAGAUUCAGUAUACUUGGAACGGAGGAGACUGAUUAGUUGCCGUACUUCCGUAGCUCAGCUGGUAGAGCACGGCGCUUGUAACACCAGGGUAGUGGGUUCGAUCCCCGGGACCACCCAUGCACAAAAAUGUAUGCACGCAUGACUGUAAGUCGCUUUGGAUAAAAGUGUCUGCUAAAUGGCAUGUUAUUAUUAUUAUUAUAACACAAACUCUUGCAUAUUUCAUAGCGAGCUAGCCAGGGACGGAGAGAGAGGGGAGGGGCACAGUAUAGGCAGGUCAGCCAACAGGCAGACGGAGUCAGAACCGUGCCCUAUCUAUCAGUAUAGGCAGGUCAGCCACCAGGCAGACGGAGUCAGAACCGUGCACUAGGCCUAUCUAUCGGCAAUGAAAAGCUGUAUCUCUCAAUGAAAAGCUGUAUCUCUCAAUGGAAUGCUGUAUCUCACAAUUUCUUGGCUUGCAACUUCAGUAAAGCAGGGCCUAUUAUCAAUGAAUAGGCUAGGAUGUUCUACACGGAACAGACCGAAGACUGAACACACACUUGCAUCAUUAGCGAAGAGAAAGAGCAGAGGUGUAAUCAUUAGUCCAAACAGUUGCAAAAUGUCCACCAGGCUGUUGGACUGAUGUUGCCAUCAGUCCAACAGCUCUGGUCUUGCUCAUUAGGCCCAAUGAUAUCUAUCGUUUUCUUGUAGUUUGUGUGUUUUGCGUAAGCAGCCAUUGGAAUGUUCUGUUUUUGAAUGUUCUGUAUUCUGAAUGUUCUGUUUUCUGAAUGUUCUGUAUUCUGAAUGUUCUGUUUUCUUGUUUGGGCUUGUAUGUGGGUACAAUAAAAAUUUGAAGUAGCCAGUCAUCAUACAACAUAACUGUUCUAUCAGAAAAUAGAAGGACUGUUCUUAAAGUUUCAAAGAAUGUCUGGGAAAAUACAUGAUUGUAAAUACGGCGGGUGUUGUGUCGUUGCUAGGCACUGGCAGAGGUCCUGUCGCGGGUGGUGGAGGAGAACGAGCGCCGGGUCAUGGAGGGUCGUCCCAGCUGUGUCCGCCUGCAGUGUCUACGCUGUGGGUCAGAGUUCACACAGCGGAGAGGGAAGGAGCAGGAGGACGGAGGGAGAUUGAGAGGAUGGACAGGACUGGAAGAGCAGGAUGAGGAGGAGGGGAAGAAUGAGUGCAGAGAAGAUGGAGUGGGUGAGAGAGGCACACUCGGACAGGAGCACACGUACAUGCAUGCUAGGGAUGGGCACGGUUAUUCUAAUAUCCAAACGGAUUUCAGUAUUCGAUUGCUUGGGAGAUUAUUCAUUUUUUCUUCUCUCUCCCUCCGUGCCACACAGACAAACCAUCACACACACUGGCCCCUGAUUCGCUCUCGCUCCUCCCCUUGAAACAAGCAGAGCGCAGCUCUCUCUCGUCGCGUGAGCAAGUCUCCGUUGAAGUUUCAAAAACAUGUAUUUCGACUAUCUGGAUAUCCGAAAAAAAAUAUCAUGAUAUUAUUUGAAUGCUGAAAUCAUUUAAAAUGCCCAUAUCUAACACAUAGACACACACACAUACAUAUAUACACUACCGUUCAAAAGUUUGGGGUCACUUAGAAAUGUCCUUGUCUAUUAAAAUAACAUCAAAUUGAUCAGAAAUACAGUGUAGACAUUGUUAAUGUUGUAAAUGGCUAUUGUAGCUGGAAACAGCUGAUUUAUUUAUGGAAUAUCUACAUAGGCGUACAGAGGCCCAUUAUUAGCAACCAUCAGUCCUGUGUUCCAAUGGCACGUUGUGUUUGCUAAUCCAAGUUUAUCAUUUUAAAAGGCUAAUUGAUCAUUAGAAAACCCUUUUGCAGUUAUGUUAGCACAGCUGAAAACUGUUGUGCUGAUUAAAGAAGCAAUAAAACUGGCCUUCUUGAGACUAGUUGAGUAUCUGGAGCAUCAGCAAUUGUGGGUUCGAUUACAGGCUCAAAAUGGCCAGAAACAAAUAACUUUCUUCUGAAACUCGUCAGUCUAUUCUUGUUCUGAGAAAUUAAGGCUAUUCCAUGCGAGAAAUUACCAAGAAACUGAAGAUCUCGUACAACGCUGUGUACUACUCCCUUCACAGAACAGCGCAAACUGGCUCUAACCAGAAUAGAAAGAGGAGUGGGAGGCCCCGGUGCACAACUGAGCAAGGGGACAAAUACAUUAGUGUCUAGUUUGAGAAACAGACGCCACACAGGUCCUCAACUGGCAGCUUCAUUAAAUAGUACCCUCAAAACACCAGUCUCAACCUCAACAGUGAAGAGGCGACUCCGGGAUGCUGACCUUCUAGGCAGAGUUGCAAAGAAAAAAAGUCUAGUGUCUGUGUUCUUUUGCCCAUCUUUAUAUUUUCUUUUUAUUGGCCAGUCUGAGAUAUGGCUUUUUCUUUGCAACUCUGAAGGUCAGCAUCCUGUAUUUCUGAUCAAUUUGAUGUUAUUUUAAUGGACCAAAAAAUUGCUUUUCUUUCGAAAACAAGGACAUUUCUAAGUGACCCCAAACUUUGUAACAGUAGUGUACAUACAAUCAUGCAUGCAUACAUGCAUACAUACAUACAGACAUACAUACAGGUAACUGCCAAAAUAAAGGAAACACUUAAGUAAAUGAGGGAUACAAAGUAUAUUGAAAGCAGGUGCUUCCACACAGGUGUGGUUCCUGAGUUAAUUAAGCAAUUAAAAUAUCCCAUCAUGCUUAGGGCCAUGUAUAAAAAUGCCCAGUUGCCCAUUAUUUUGGCUACCAUGGCUAGAAGAAGAGAUCUCAGUGACUUUGAAAGAGGGGUCUCAAAGGAGCAUAGGGGGUUUUAAAGGGUGUCUGUGUCUGUCACCAAAUCUCAACCCAAUCGAACACUUAUGUAGGGCGAUUUAUAUUGAAUUAAUUUGAUUAAUUCAAAUGUAUGUUUUUGCAGGAUAUUCCAAAUGCCUGUGUCGCAAGAAUCCAGUUUUUAUUUUAGUUUUUAUGAGCGUUUAUGUCUGCUUGUUCUCAUGUGUUUUUGGUCUCGUCUCCUUCGCUCCUCUGUGCUGUGCACCUUCCUAUUUACACCAGAGAUCUGUAUAUAAUGACGAGAUGCUCAUGUCUCCGCCCUAACAAUGGGAGUCGUUGUCCCAAAGUCGGGAAGGCAGGCGACAAGCUUAAGUCCAAAAUAAGCCCAUAGAAACGCAGGUUUAGUCCAACAGAAUCGGUCAUAUGGACACCGAAACACAUUGAGACAUUAUGUUACUGUAAUAGAGGAGAAGUUAACCUGUGUCAACUCCUCAAAUUGCGUGCAGAGCAGACCCUACUAAAACAGGAGUAUCAAUGAACAUUGAUUCUGGAAAAUUAAUGCUGUUUGCUCAGUUUGGUACCAGCAUUUUAGCCAAAGACCGUUUUACUAGCUCUCUAGUCUGUUUUAUAAAUGUGCAAUAAGCAUAAAGCACAAUUACAUAAGGAAUUGGCAACUCGUUCUCAUUCUGAGAAAUAAGAUAGGCCACUUGAUUUCAACCUGAACAAAGUGGACCAGCUAGCAUGCUGAUCAAACAGUUGGAGACGGACAGAAGGGUGUGUUCCUAACAAUUAAACUCUUCUGCCUUGUUGUCUAGCAAAUAGAUCCAAGUUGGUUAAACAUCAAAUGUAAAGACUAGCUGGCUACUCAUUAGCAUGUGGGCUUGUGCUUGAGAGAUUGCUUACUGUAUGAGACCUGAGUUCUAUAAUGACUGCUACAAGAAGUUAGUCAUUAUUAGUGAAUGUGCAUAAUGCAUAGUUCUGGUAAACAUUUUAACAAAAAUGACAUUUUAAUAGACAGACUUGAACACCAGAUCAGUGAUUAUUGCAGGAAAAAAAGGGACUGUUUGAAAUGCAGUGUAUUUGACCUUUAAUUGUACAAAAAAGCUUAUUUAGAGAACAUCUAUAAAAAAAAAAAAAAACCUUGAGCUAUAUAUGGUAAAUCAGCCCAUAAGUUUGAAAAAAAUUAGAUAUUAUUUUUUAGGCCAUAUCGCCCAGGCCUACACUUAUGGGAGAUUCUGGAGCAGCGCCUGAGACAGCGUUCUCUACCACCUUCAAUAAAACACCAAAUUAUGGCAUUUCUCGUGGAAGAAUUGUGUCGCAUUCCUCCAAUAGAGUUCCAGACAGUUGUAGAAUCUAUGCCAAGGCACUUUGAAGCUGUUCUGGCGCAUCGCGGUGGCCCAACGCCCUAUUAAGACACUUUAUGUGGGUGUUUCCUUUAUUUUGCUCAUGUUCAGUCAUCUCCAUCCCUCUGAUAGAGAUCUUAAGGACAGGGCUCUGCUGGGAGCGUGCAGGAUCAUGCCUUGACAGACGUCACACGGAUGUGGGCGGAGCUCCGAUGAUGAGUUGUUCUAAAACCUCUUGAGGUUACAUGUAGUCCUCUGUAGCUCAGCUGGUAGAGCACGGCGCUUGUAACGCCAAGGUAGUGGGUUCGAUCCCUGGGACCACCCAUACACAAAAAUGUAUGCACGCAUGACUGUAAGUCGCUUUGGAUAAAAGCGUCUGCUAAAAGGCAUAUUAUUAUUAUUAUUAUUAUUAUUAUUAUUAUUAUUAUUACCAUGGCAACAGACAUAACAGCUAUGGUCCAAGCAACCAAACAGAUUUUUCCCUUCUAAAUUGGUUGUCAUAACUUUGUCGAAGGUGCUUGUGAGGUUCUUCUAUCAACUCUUUUAAUCAACUCUCUUUCUCAAGUACUAAUUGACCAGAAAAUCGCUGAAAAGAAACAUUUGAACAGGCCAAAUUGAGCUUUUCAGUCCUAUUUGUCUUUUAACGCUUGGCUGUUUGUCCCACAGACGACUAACUAACCACUAUAAUUAGCGGAGACAGAUACAGAUGGCUUCAGGCUAUCAGCUUAGCCCUCCUCUCCCGGUCCUCAACAACCCAGAGCUGAAAUUACAACAUGCUCUGACAUGCCCAGAGCUCAGGGAGAGUUUGUUCUACAGAUGUCUAUGGCUUUUGACAGUUGUACCUUCUAGUUGGAGUGUAGUUAGCCAUAUGCCUUCAUAUGCUGACUAUGACAUCUACACCAAGGAAAGGCUGAAGUGCCUAGUCAUUAACUCUGUUUAAAGAGUGAUAGAUACAAGAUUAUGGACAGAAUUUUGCCUUUUAAAACAAGCCUUUUGUGUAAAAAACCUAUUACAAAAUACAUUAAUUUACCAAUACGUAUGAAUUCACACUGAAGUAUAACACUUUUUUUGACACUAAAUGUAUUUAUUUUCUGUUACUUCAGGAAGUACUGUCAUCUGUCCUGAGUGUGGUAGUGAUCAUGUGGUCCAGCUGGCUGGCCAAUUAGCUCCCUCCACCAGUACGCCCGUCCAUACGCCCGUCCAUGGUUCCCCAGGGCAAGAUGGGACUGACCGACACUUUACCUUCAACCACAGGGAUACACCUCUACCCAGUCACCCGGGCAACAAGGUUUGGGAUUUUAAUGUCUUUUAAGAUUUAUUUAAAUAUGUUGAUGUAUGAUGAACAUGUUUUUAAAGUCUAGGGUAAUCAAUCAAUCAGCUUUCAGGCCCCGCCAUAGGGUCAAUACAUCUCCCAUAUUCCCCCUCCCUCUGUUUUUAGGACCCCACCAUGGAAGGCCCUUCCUCUGCCAGGGCCAGCCACUACGGCAGCCCUGCUAUGAAGGCCUCAACCCAGGACACUAUCCAGACCACCACCUCCAUGGAGGACCCCACCUCCUCCUUCUUCUCAGCCAAGGGAAGCUCCUUCUCCUUGGGGGAGACCUGGGCGGACCAGAGCCGGGACCAGAGCCUGUCCCAGCCCGCCAGCUUCUACAGUACAGAGGGCCAGAGUAAAGGAAGUAUAGCAGGAAGCUACAGCUAUGCUGCUGGUGCUACCCCACCUGGACCCCAGGAUCAGCAUGCAGAACAAGCCAGCCCAGGUGGGUCCUGCUUUCUCUGCAUAGACAGCAUUUUGUAGUCAUAAUAUAUAUAUUUGAAUACUUCUGCAAUAACCAAUUUUAUUGCUAAUAUAUAACAUAUUGGUAUUAUGAUGGGGGGGGGGGGGGGGGGGGGCAUAAACAAAAUAACAUUGUUUGAUUGGGUCCCUUGGUUUUUUAUCAGCCAUCAGAUUAAGUCAUAAAAUGGAUAUGAUCCUUGAUUAGAAGUGAUGAUGACCUGGAUUUGAACCUUUUAUUUAAAGCUUUUUCAUCAAAUGGUACCCCUUUUCUUUUGAUGUCAAUUGGUCCAGCACCAUCCUCAGACAAUUGCUUUCAUUUUUGGUGUAAUUCACAUUUCUGGAAAAGGCUUCAAAUAAAGGUUAAAAUCCAGGUCAUGUGACAUGAUAGUCCAAACACAGGGCCCUAGUGAUAGGAGACAAGGAGGAAAUACGUAUUUGUGUUUUGCAAAAAAGAGUGUAACACAACAAUCCACAGGGGAUUAUUUGAUGUUGGUGACAGUGUCCCAGCCUGGCCCCUUGUGUCUCUGUCUGUGAGUCUUACUGAACCAUGGGAGACUUUACUGUUAGACAGAUUGGAGUUAUUAUUAGAACUGAUGGGAGAGGAAGGAAUGCUUCAGCCUCCACAGAGAAGACAAUAGAAUGGAGAGAGAGGGGAGGGAGAGAGAGAGACACAGAGAGAGGGAGAAAGAAAGAAAGAAUGAUCUUGGAGGGGGUAUAAAUACUUUAUAUACACAGAAUAAUAUACCCUUCUAUCAGCCAGAGAUGCUGAAAGACUGAGAACAUGGAUUCCUUCUCCUUCUUUUAAAACCACACGCCACUGCAGAGACCCAUCUCAAAGCACUUCAUCAGCCCCUGAGCUGACGUUCAUUUUACACUAACCUCUUUGUCUGGGAGAAGGCCACUCAUUUGCUCCGUGAAUUAAGAGCUCUGCCUGAGUUUCAAAAGAAACAUGCUCGUUCAACUUGAGCAGGGAAGUAGGGUGUGUGUGUGUGUGUACACCCGUCACGUGUGUGUGUGUGUGUGUGUGUGUGUGUGCGCAGUGGAUUGAGAUGUAACUUAAAAAGGAUGAAGACACCUAUCUCUUUUCUAGAACAAGUCCUUUAGUCUAACACCAGAUUACUACAUGUAGAUUAAAAGCUUCUUUGAUCUGAUUUCCCAUGUAUUUGGGACACAUGUAUCUGAAUAUCACACAUCAAAAAGGGAAUGUUGGGGGCCUCCCGAGUGGCGCAGCGGUCUAAGGCACUGCAUCGCAAUGCUUGAGGAGUCACUACAGACCCGGGUUCGAUCCCAGGCUGUGUCGUGACCGGGAGGCUCAUAGGGCAACGCACAAUUGGCCCAGCGUCGUCCGGUUUAGGGGAGGGUUUGGCCCGUGGGGCUUUACCGGGUUCAUCUGUUGCCAACAUAUAUUGAGAUGAACAGAGCGGAAUGACUCAAAUGCAAAGGCAAUUUUAAUACUCUUCCUUUAGCUAUAAACACACUUCCACACAGUGAUCUAUGUAGCAUUGGACCAGAAUCAGAGAGGCCUAGUGAAUGAUGGCCAGAUAGUAACUAACUGCCAGGAAACUGGCCUAAUGACUCUAUUGUCUCUGGUGUUGAUGUGUGUCACCUUGCACUAAAUGGACCAGUAGGCCUAUGCCAAGUUAGAUUUACUACACAGCGACAGCAUAAUGCUCCAUAAACUACCAUUUAUAGACAGUUUAGAUUUAGUGGGAGGGAGGGUUAAAAUCUAUAUGUUCAAUUAUGAGAGACCCAUCCCUUUUAUCUGUUUUAGUGUGAUCUGCCAAGGUAAAUAUAUUUGUUUAAAAGUGAAAGUAGGGAGACCACAGCCAAAAUGUUAUUGGGUCUGUUAGCUGUUGCAUACUAACUGUACUGUUUUUGAACUAGUACUGUGCGUCUGUGUUGGUUAUGCUAAGCUAACUGCUGUCCUUGUGUGUUGGUUAUGCUAAGCUAACUGGUGUCCCUGUGUGUUGGUUAUGCUAAGCUAACUGGUGUCCCUGUGUGUUGGUUAUGCUAAGCUAACUGGUGUCACUGUGUGUUGGUUAUGCUAAGCUAACUGGUUUCCCUGUGUGUUGGUUAUAAAUGCUACGCUAACACUAUUCUGACUGUCUGUAGGCCAGUUGGACCUUCUCUCAGAGGACUAUGAGGCGGUGGACCAUCGGCUGAAGCUCUUCCUGGAUGUGGAGGUGUUCGAAGAGGAAGAGGAGCUCCACUCCUUUCUCAAGGUUAGGAGAACCAACGGUUUACAGUUCAGUGACAUAGCUGAAUCUGGUCACAGCAGUUCUGCUCAGAAGUUCAGUGAACUGCUAACCCAGCCAAAACCGGUCGGCUCCAGCUCUUGUGAUCUGCUCCUGGCUGCUUUUGUGCCCCUAGCUGUUCUCUCACUGUCCUGCACCCCCUCUCUCUCUAUCGCCACCCCCACCCACCACACAAUGGCCUUGAAUGAGCUCCUCCAUGUGCAAUGCAUGCUGGGAGCCCUGUGGAGUAGAGGGGUAUUGGUUUACUGCUCAGGACACCUGGACAAGGAGAGGGAGCCAAGAGGACACGAGCUUCCCCAGCAGGAGACAGGAGAUCCAGCUCAUAACAUGCUCAUUCAUCUGAUGUUUAUUUAUCUUGUCACACGUGCUCCUCUCCCCUCUGGCUCUUUCUCUUUCAACAGCUCAACUGUUUUGUUUUUGGGCCUGCACGGUAUUCAAUGAAGAUUGAUGUGACUUUGUUGCUUUUAAAAAGGAACUGAUCUGCUCUUAUACAGUAUGUAUAAGAAGAGCUCUGAAUGCAGCCACCCAUUUUUCCUCAGUGAAAGUUAUUUACAGCAGUUAAGUUAUCUGUUGUGGAAUCUUUAACGUGUGUACAUCUUAUCUUUGUAGGUGUCGACCGUGAAGUUUGGUGAUCCGGUGGAGUUCCCCUCGUUCCUGGUGGUGUCUGACCAACGCAUCUACUUCCUGGAAGUGACAUCAGACAUGGAGUAAGUUAACCACCUGACCUGUCACACUGAAGAGCAUCACACAAGAGAAGCCUGGAAUAAAAAUACCCAUUCAGGGGUCACAGAAAUGGUUGUACCUGUCAUGAAUGUAUUGUCUGUAGAGGCAUUUGGUCUGUAGACUAGAGUUUCUUCUAUAAAGCUAUAGGUGACAUUUAUGGGUACAGCAGCAACAGGUUUGGUAGGGAGCAGACCAACCCUAUAGGAUCACCACAGCUUUACGUAACCCACCACAUCCCAAUGCUAACAGACUUUCUGGGCCACAUCUUGAGAACCCAUUACAGCCCUGGUGUUUGUGGUGGCCCUACACUCUCCCCAGCCACUUCUCCUAUUUCCUAUAUCAGUGGCUCCAUGUUCCCUCUGUGUGAACACUAUAUCAAGCCCUGUAUCAAUGGCUGUUUUGUCUUCAUCAAAAGCAUGUUGUCUUGCCUCCACUUCCUCCCAGGAGUGUGAGUAGUACGGUGUUGGACAGGCCAGAGUCUCGUGCUGCGAUGGUCCCUAUAAAGUUACUGGGAUUCUGACCCCAGAAGGCCACACCCCCACUGUCCUUAGCACGCCCUGGAAGUUGUGUAACGGCCAUGUUUGGUUGCGCAACAGUGUGAUAGAGUUCAUAUUGUUAUGAUGGCCUUCUCGCUACUUUUUUAAAAGUGCAAUCGGUGACUUGGUUGUCUGUGGCUAUCUGACAAGUUGCACAAACAAUGCUCAAACAACAACAUAUACACACACUAAAAACAAUCACGUGAGUAGACUCAAGGAAACAGAACGUUGAUAGGCAAGAUACAUGCAAAUAAAGUAAUAUGAGACACAGUGUUCUAAUUCUAUUUCUUUCCCACUUUCUCGUCUUCAUUGUUCUCUUCCUGGCAGAGGGCAGCCGUGUGAUUGGCUGCAGAAGAGGGACAGCCGUGGAAUCACAGAGCUGAGUUACCUGGAGGUGGGACUGGGCUCCCAGAGUAUCCACAUGGAGUUUGAGGAAGGGCCCGUGGCAUACACCCUGCUAGUACGGGACAGCGCACGUUGCAAGCGCUUCUUCAGCCUCCUCACAGGCAAGACGCUGCCACACGCGCGCACACACACACACACACUGCACAUAUGUUGCAUGCAUCUGUAUCUCAUGAAUUAAGGGCCUUCCUCCUGGGGAUAUGAGAGAGGAUUAGAGGGGAGCACACUCGUUCUUAGGACAAUAUGUCCCUCUCUUGCUCUCUGUCUCGCUCUCCGUCUCGCUCUCUCACUCUCUCCCUCCGUCGCUCCUCCUCCGUCACGCACUCUGUCUCUCUCUCUCUGUCUCUGUCUCUGUCUCUGUCUCUGUCUCUGUCUCUGUCUCUGUCUCUGUCUCUCUCUCUCUCUCUCUCUCUCUCUCUCUCUCUCUCUCUCUCUCUCUCUCUCUCUCUGUCUCUCUGUCUCUGUCUCUGUCUCUGUCUCUCUCUGUCUCUCUGUCUCUGUCUCUGUCUCUCUCAGUAUGUUCAUCGCAUACUCAUCUGCUCACAGUGACUACACCCUGACUAGACUCUCAGCCUGUCAGCAAGGCAAGACCAGAAGCAGAGAGAGAGGAAAGCUGAGUUUUAUUAGAUCAACACGCCCCUCUCUGACUCUCACAGCUUCUCACAACUCCUCACAACUUCACUAGAGCACUCUUUAAUGGAGUCCCUUUGGCAGCAAGGGGAAGCACCAUGGCCAAACUGUCUUCAGCUAAGGCUCUGUGGACCUGAGUCUGUGCUAUCUUAUCUGUGGGGACUCCAUGCUGUCAUUCACGGUCUUAUCAAUAAUCACUCAGAUCCAGUCAUUAUUUGACUGUUUUCCAGAUUAACUCUUUAGCUAAUCUGGGAUAUCAGGGUCAGGAUGAGUCAGCAAUGAGGUGUUAGAUAGGAUCAGUAUUCAACACUGUUAACUUUCCCUUUACAGGGGUGGCAAACGAACUCCGACCCCUCUGAUCCUUCUGACCCUUCUUAUGUACCACAUGCUCAGAUGUCCUCAGAUUCUUAUUUGGAAACCCUCUGACUCUGAAAGUGAUGGUACAGUCCAGAAUCUAAGGUGGAUUUCGGGCCUCAAAAGGGGUCUAUUGUCAACGUGAGUCUAUGUUGUGUAGAUCCACUGUACAUCCUAGAGCAUAAUAGAUCUCAUUAGAGUUCUCUUCUCUUCCAAGAGUAUGCUCUAGCUUUCCUAGAGGUGGUCCUUUUCUUCUUCUACUGUGAGGCCUGUUGGAAUAAUUGUCUCAUGAGGUUGUGUCCUUGUCUGGAUUCAUCAAAUAUUAUUUUUCUCCUUCCUCUCAACGGCUGAGGACGGGUCCAGCUUUUCAGUCACUGGGACCACAUAGCCGGCUAGGCCAGUCCAAUUCUGGGCUCGGACUCUGUAUUGCAAAGCUGAACGGCCCCGUAGAGAGAGACUGUAACAGGGCUCUGCUAUAGCCUGCCAGUUGGAUCAUCUCCUAUACGUCUUAAAAUAACCUCUGUUCUUUUUGUGUUCCUGAGGAAGGAGGAGGAGGAACAGGAGAGUUGAGCCUGGUUGUAGGCCUGGUUCUGAGGUAUGUGCUGCAGACAGACAACAUGGCUGGUCCUGUCCAGUUGGCAUAGAAAGAGAGGGGGAGAGAGGGAGGGAGAGGGAGGGAGAGAGAGAGAGAGAGAGGGAGAGGGAGAGAGGGAGCCUAAAUUCCUCACUUCCUCCCCUCCCCUCCAGGAAACUGGAACUAUUCAUUAUGUGCCUAAAAACUCAGUCCAGAGCUCUGACAUUGCCCCCAUAACAGCUGUUACAAUAUUUGUCUCAGGGAAAGAACCAAAGGAUACCUUUACCAUAACAAAACCAAUUUUCAGACUGCGCUGGCAUUCCCAGAUCAGAUGUGGUCACGCCUGGCUUGGUCGGUGGUGAGGGCUACAGACAUGGAGAAGGAAAGGGAUUGGGAGGAAUCAAGGAUGUGGUUUUACUACACCAAGGAGAAGAAGCUAAUAGGGACCGAUCUGUUCACUGCUCACUGGGCUUGAAAAUGUUUUAUUGAAAUUAGGAAUAAGGCUGGACAAGUCUUAACUUGAUAUUCAGGAGGAGUCAGUUCAGGUCACCAUGUCAAUCAAAGACUUGUCUGAACAAUGUCUCGGCUUUUGCUAAUGUAAAUGCCUUAUUGCCCCGUACAGACCUACAGUGGGUACUGGGUAAAAAUAUGUGGUCUGUAUGGUUAGAGGUCUGUCUGGUAAGUGGUUUGGUGAGGUUUGCGAUGCUCAUAAAUGGUCAUAGAAGGAGUGUUUGGUUUGGUUGUGUGGGUUGGAUCCAGACACUGCAUUCCUGAAAGGUAAUGGAAAACUGUUCCUGUCUCCUUCACUGUUCCUGUCUCCUUCGCUAACCAUCAAGUUAAGGGGUAGUGCUCCCAAAUUACAAACUGACCUCAUCUAUGGAUACCAGGAAACAUAAUCAAGAUUUUAUGAUUUUUUUUACUUAUCAACAACAGCAAUUACCAUCUUGAGUGAUAUUUGUAAUUUGGGUGAACUGUCCCUUUAACUGCAUAGUAAACUCAGUCUCUUAUAAGUAGAUGGAUGAUAUAAUCAGAUGUCAUAUCUCUCUAGUUUAACCCUAUCAGAUACCGUUACAACACCAACACAGUGUCACGUCCCACUGUCUCAGACCUGUUUUCCUCUCCGACAGGGCCGAGAGUGUUUGGUUUCAGCCGAUAGGACGCUGAGUGUCCAACUAUUCCUUGUGAAAAUAAGAAGGGGUAUUUGGGAAGGUUGGAAGUGGUUAACCUAGUGGAGAGGGUCCUGUUAUUGAACCGGCAGGAGGGAGAGUAACGUUAUUGGCCAGGACAGAUCCCAGACGCCGACACAGAUCCGCUUUCUUUUUUCGGGCUCUAAGCUCUGCGAGCCAGGCCUGUCGCCAUGGGCGACCAAGCCCCGUACCUGUUUAUCCUCUCGUCAUGGCGACGGUGGUCCACUAUGUCACGCAACACAUGCAUACACUGAGUGUACAAAACAUUAGGAACACUUUCCUAAUAUUGAGUUGCACCCCCUCCGAACAGCCUCAAUUCAUCGGGCAUGGACUCUACAAGGUGUCUAAAGCGUUCCACAGGGAUGCUGGCCCAUGUUGACUCCAAUGGUUCCCAGAGUUGUGUCAAGUUGGCUGGAUGUCCUUUGGGUGGUGGUCCAUUCUUGAUACACACGGGAAACUGUUGAGCGUGAAAAACCCAGUAGCGUUGCAGUUCUUGACACACUCAAACCGGUGCGCCUGGCACCUACUACCAUACCUCGUUCAAAAGCAUUUAAAAUAUUUUGUAUUGCCCAUUCACCCUCUGAAUGGCACACAUACACAAUCCAUGUCUCAACUGUCUCAAGGCUUAAAAAUCCUUCUUUAACCUGUCUCCUCCCCUUCAUCUACACGGAUUGAAGUGGAUUUAACAAGUGACAUCAAUAAGGGAUCAUAGCUUUCACCUGGAUUCACCUGGUCAGUCUAUGUCAUGGAAAGAGCAGUUGUUCCUAAUGUUUUGUACACUCAGUGUACACCGUCAGGAGAAAGCACAGGGGUAUGUUUAGACGAAGGACGAUGUUCUUGACUCCUGCACGUGGCAGAAGUAGGUGUUGAUCCAAAUAUGUUAUUGUCUAAGAUAAUAAAACUAAAUGGGCCCUACCUUGCCCUGUCCUGUCCCGCUUUGCCCUGUCCUGUCCCGCUUUGCCCUGUCCUGUCCCGCUUUGCCCUGUCCUGCAAGCUCCACCUUGUCCUCUGCUCCAGAAGGAAUUUAGUGUUAUUGAGUUUAGAGGGCAAAUCUCUGCACUGCUUCACCUUGAAUAAUGUCCUGAAUAGAGGUGUGUGUGGUCUCCUAUUGGUUCACUAGAACCCACCAGACGAUAAGGGGUUAAAGGGGAGCUCAAAGAGUGACAACAAUACCGUCCCUUUAAUGGUUGUCCUUUUAAUCGAGCACCGUGCUUCUUCCCGUAGGCUUCACUUCCUCCUGGUCUGGAACGUUAGUGUGGCAGAUCAGUUUCCUCCGGGAAGAAAGGAAAAUAAACAUUGGCAGAAGAAUUGAGGUUGAAUCUUCUAGACAUUGGGAGCCAGAAUAGGCUACUGGUGCCACACAAUGUCUUCAUUUCUCCUCCCUGUUGUUGUUGAACUUGGAAUUUGAUAGGCGCAGGGUGUUCCUACUCUGUUUUUCUUUAUAUGUGUUGUUCUCUCUGUUGUUUCACUCUUACUCUUUUCAGUGUGUUUCCCUUUAAACUCAACUUCCCUUUCAAUUUCACCUGUUCAACCUUGGCAUUUACCUGUGGUCCUGUGGUCCCUAUUGUUACCACCCCAGAGGAAAGUAUUUUGUCGCUGUGAGUGUGACCUGGCACAUUGUACUCCUGUACCUUUUCCAACCUGUGUUUUUCACCUGCUUCCAUGGAGCUGUAAUCCUAGAUCUGAAACCAGAGACCUGUCAGCUUUCUAGUCCUAACCCACCACAGACUGGAAGAGUCUCGCAUUAGCUCUGUCUAUUGUCUCUAGGGCUGCAAAGCUACCGGUAGUUUACCAAAGUUACCGGAAUCUAUCGUAACCUUGGUAAAUUAUACUUGAAUAACUUUUUUUUUUUUUAUUCAUAUAUAGUAUUCAUUUUUUAUAUUUUAAAAAGUUUAUAGUAGAUAGACCAUAGGGUUCAAGAGAAAAUAGCCUAAUUAAUGAAAAAAGCAUCUAAUCAACAAUGCAAUUAUUUUCAAUUAACUUUACAACACUUCCAACAAUUUGCUUUUUUUCACAGCUGCCACCAGUUUGACGCCGAAACAUUGACAACAAAUACAUACUGACAUUGUCAAAUAAAUAAGUGUGUAAAAUAAAUAUAUAAAAUAUAUUUAAUGCUGAAACCCUCAUAUUAAACACCAAUGGUAUUCACUAAGUUGAUGGUUUAUAUUUAAGAUAAUGUUUUACAGCUUUGUCAUUCAAUCAUUUUUUGGAAAAUCAUCUUAAGUUAUUUCAUAUAUUUUACAUGGGAUAAGGCCAAACAGAGGGUCAGUGAUUAUUAGACACCUGUCAAAUCUGAAGUACCCAAAAGGACCACUAGAUGUCUUGUGAUAGAUUAAAUAAAAUCCUUGAAAGAUACCCACAUUCUUUGAAAGUUUCCAGUAAGAUACCCUCCCUUUGCAACACGAAUUGUCCCUAGUCCUCAUCCGAUCUGCUUGGGUGUGACCCAGUUCAUUGAAAUUAAUUGUGCUGAUGUUCCAAUACACUGCAUGGAAACACAGUAAAACAUGAUUUAACUCUAUUUAAAGGGAUACUUUGGGAUUUUGAACUCGCCUAUACCAUGUUUAUGUCUCUGUGUCCACUAUGAAGGAAGUUAGAGGUAGUUUCACGAGCCAAUGCUAACUAGUGUUAGCGCAAUGACUGGGAGUCUAUGGAUAUCGGCUAGCAUGCUACUUCCAGUCAUUGCGCUAACGCUAGUUAGCAAGUGCGCUAGUUAGCAACUUCCUUCAAACUGCACGCAGAGACAUAAAAAUGGUAUCCACGGGUUCAUCUGACUCUGGGGGAGUAGAUAAAGGGCUUCUUUGCUAAAAUCCCGAAGUACCCCUUUAAAUAGAGCUGAGAGAACCAUUGAUAGGGAUGCAUCACUAAACUUAAUUUGUAUCUCUUUAUUCUUUUUUUCCCUUCCUCCAAUCUAUCUCUCCCUCAGGAGUGGUGCGUGAGCUGGCUACCAAGUCAGACAGCAAGCUUAAGUCUAUCUCCACCACCAGGCUCAACCCACAGCAUCAUCUCUGGUACGAACAGCCCAGAUUUAUGUUAUAAUUGCCAUGAAAGACUUCCAUGAUGUCCUCAUAUCCUCACCGUUUCCACUCAAUUGUAUUGAGCCAAGCCAUAGGCACAUCUGUGUCUUACCCCAACUGUGACACUGACAAGGCUGUGGUAACUUCUGUCUGGUGUUACUAAACCUCCCCAUUGUCGAAAAUUGGGCUCUAAAUUAGUGGCUGAACCACAUACUAAUGUCUUACAUGUGUUAGCCUCGAGAUGCUAAGAAAGCGCUAACGAUGCAUUACCUUUAACUAGAGAGCUGAUCCUGCAGUGCAAUGUCCUUAGGGGCUUCAUCCCAAUACUGUUAAGUGGCUUCCUCCCCUAUGAUCUUAGUCCUUAGGGGGUUCAUCCUAAUACUGUUAAGUGGCUUCCUCCCCUAUGAUCUUAGUCCUUAGCGGGUUCAUCCCAAUACCGUGAAGUGGCUUCCUUUCUUAUGAUCUUCUUGUAUCCUUGCUCACGUGAAAGGACUGGAAAGUGAGGACGACCAGAUAGGAAAGGAAACCAUUUUUAGUAUAUGGAUUUACCAUCCACCCUUGUUUCUGUGGUAUUGUUGGAACACGCUGAACAUUCACUGAGUUAAUUCAUGGCUCAGUUAUUAUACGGCCCUUCUUUUUUUGUGUAGCUGAAAACCCCAGCUACUCAGACAACAGACUCACUGUUUGAACAAGACCGUAGGAUGACUCAGGACAGUUUAUUUGUUUAUCAUCAUUCCUACCAUCUCUGUCUAGCUUUUAUAAUCACACUAUCAUGGAUAUAGUUGGAAUAACAUUUAACACGUGGUCGCUUUAAAGUCAACCACAGAAACCACAAAACACUACAUAGAAUUACUAUUACCUCUGUCUGCUCGCUUUCGAAAAAACAAACUCACCCAGGUGGCCAUUUUGAAACCAUAGGCCAAAGUCUUCAUUAUGUGUCUCGGUGAUACAGGUAUGAAUCAGGAACAAUAGACAUAUCUCCACACUUUUGAGAUCUGCCCCUUCUCAAAAGCAUUUUGAUUCAGUGUCUGGUGUGGUGUAUGGGCCUGAUGUUCAAUGUAACGUGGUGAAUAUUAACCUGGUUGUCUCUUAUGUAAGUCUUUCCUCUGUGUCUCCCCAGGCCUCUAGUGUGUGAAGACAUGCAGACUGAUGUGGAGGAUGGCCAGCUACAGUUCUUCUACCUCCUGGCCUUUCUACAUCAAGGUACAUUAGAAGUGUAUGUAUACUGAACAAAAAUAUAAACGCAACGUGUCGGUCCCAUAUUUAAUGAGAUGAAAUAAAAGAUCCCAGACAUUUUCCUUACGCAUAAAAAGCUUAUUUCUCCCAAAUGUUGUGCACAAAUUUGUUUACAUCAAUGUUAGUAAGCAUUUCUCCUCUGCCAAGAUAAUCCAUCCACCUGACAGGUAUGGCAUAUCAAGAAGCUGAUUAAACAGCAUGAUCAUUACACAGGUGCACCUUGUGCUGGGGACAAUAAAAGGCCACUCUAAAAUGUACAGUUUUGUCACACAACACAAUGCCAUAGAUGUCUCAAGUUUUGAGGGAGCGUGCAAUUGGCAUGCUGACUGGAGGAAUGUCCACCAGAGCUGUUGCCAGAGAAUUGAAUGUUCAUUUCUGUACUAUAAACCGCCUCCAACGUCGUUUUAGAGAAUUUGGCAGUACGUCCAACCGGCCUCACAACCGCACACCACGUGUAACCACACCAGCCCAGGACCUCCACAUCCGACUUCUUCACCUGGGGAUCGUCUGAGACCAGGCACCCGGACAGCUGAUGAAACUGAGGAGUAUUUCUGUCUGUAAUAAAGCCUUUUUGUGGGGAAAAACUCAUUUUGAUUGGCUGGGCCUGGCUUCCCAGUGGGUGGGCCUGGCUCCCAAGUGGGUGGGCCUAUGCCCGCCCAGCCCCACCCAUGGCUGCGCCCCUGCCCAGUCAUGAGAAAUCCAUAGAUUAGGGCCUAAUGAAUUUAUUUCAAUUGACUGAUUUCCUUAUAUGAACUGUAACUCAGUAAAAUCAUUGAAAUUGUUGCAUGUUGCGUUUAUAUUUUUGUUCUGUAUGUAUGUAUGUAUGUAUGUAUGUAUGUAUGUAUGUAUGUAUGUAUGUAUGUAUGUGCGUGCAUAAAUGUUAAUGUUUCUCUGUGUGAUUGAGUGUAUCUGUGUAUCUCUCUGUCUGUGACUGCAGACAUUGCAUCUGUAGCCAAGCAUGGCUGCAGGCUAUGGUCUGUGCAGGUGAAAAGAAUGUAAAGUACUGUAAUUGUAACAUGCACUCACCUGCUCCUUCUGUCUCUGCUGAAUAGUUUUAAACUGGGUUUAGACAUCAGGAGGAUAGAGAAAUGGAAUGGUUUUAAACUGGGUUUAAACAUCAGGAGGAUAGAGAAAUGGAAUGGUUUUAAACUGGGUUUAAACAUCAGGAGGAUAGAGAAAUGGAAUGGUUUUAAACUGGGUUUAAACAUCAGGAGGAUAGAGAAAUGGAAUGGUUUUAAACUGGGUUUAAACAUCAGGAGGAUAGAGAAAUUGAAGGGUUUUAAACUGGGUUUAAACAUCAGGAGAAUGGAGGAAUAUAAUGGUUUUUUUUAUUUAACCUUUAUUUAACUAGGCAAGUCAGUUAAGAAAAAAUCUUAUUUACAAUGACGGCAUACCCUGGACAAACCCUCCCCUAUCCCAGACGACGCUGGGCCAAUUGUGCACCGGCCUAUAGGAUUCCCGAUCACGGCCGGAUGUGAUACAGCCCGGGAUCUAACCAGGGUCUGUAGUGACGCCUCUAGCACUGAGAUGCAGUACCUUAGACAGAUGCGCCACUCGGGAUUUAAACAUCAGGAGUAUAGAGGAAUAGAAUAGGAAAUAUAUCCAUUGACACAGGAAAGUGUCCACCCACUUUAUAUCCCUGGACUUCAGUGGACCAGUGUGGGGAGAAUGAGGGAGGACAAUAACGUAUUUCACUAUAUCAAAAUGAAAUGAAUUGGGCUAACUCAGCCCAUCCAGUACACUGAAGAGUGUCAAUUCAGAAAGUCAUGAUACUGUAUGGUGCCAGGUAACUGCAGUCAUCUGUGGAGGAUCAAAGUUUAAAGCACACUACUGUAUAUCGCUCCCUUCCCAGUCCUCCCACUCUCUCUCCCUGUAGGAGAUCGCUGUAGUCUAGUCAGAUCCAGUGUUGCAUGACUCUUAUUUUUCACCCUAUACCCCUGGUGACUGAUUGUCCACUGAUCAAAGCUGGACUGUUCAUUCCUGGUUUAAUGGAGUAUAUCAACACAGAGGUGAAGAAGAGUAGGGAGCGAGAGAGAGGUGGCUGUUUCUCCAUGGGGCUGCUAGGGAGAUGAGAGCACUUUGUCUUAUCUCACCACGGUACCGACGUCCCACUGAUAUGGCUCUCCCUGCGUCUGUUUACCAGAUGGUAAAACACUUUGAGACGUGCCAUAAAGCCCCCGGUUAGAUAAAUACAGUACAAGCCAAACUAUUUAGAUGCAAGUAUAUGAUGAUAAUCAGUACAGAGGGGGGGGGGGGGGGGGGGGGGGUGUUUUAAACAUUUAGACCAAAUGCAUAUUUUCUGUGUCUUAUAUUUGUUCUCUCUGCCAGAAGACAGCGUGACCCCUCUGACAGUUCUGGCCACCCGGGAAACCCUGUACCUGCUCAACGAAGACCACCAAUGGAGCAAGAGCUUGCCCCACCCGUCAGCCAAUGAGAACGGGGAACCCUGCAGUGGGCGGGUCACUGUUCAGGAGACCCAGCCAAUCAGCUGUGUCAGCUCUGUCCAUCUAUGGUCGUCUGACCCAUGCAGAAUGGACAUCAAGCUUUACGAUGAGGUGAGACUGAGGGAGGAAAGAGGCUUGUGAUUGGUCUUAGAUUAGGAAGGGCUUCUUCCAAGUUCUCAAGGGUAAGCUGGAUAAGCUAAAUGCUAUCAUGAGCAAAGUUGGGCACACGUUUGUAUAUUUAUUAGACAUUUUUCAGGAUGAAAUCUCUUUGAGAUGCACCAUCUCGUUUUCAAGAGUGUCCAGAUGAAAACAACUAACAAGCGAACAAUACUUAGUAAGAAGAGGAAUAUGGCUACUACUGUCUAAUAAUAAUAAUAAUAAAAACAAUGAAAUUAAAUGAAAUUUUAUUUGGCACAUGCGCCGAAUACAACAGGUGUAGUAGACCUUACAGUGAAAUGCUUACUUACAAGCCCUUAACCAACAAUGCAGAUAUAAGAAAAAUAAGAGUUAAGAAAAUAUAUAUACAGUACCAGUCAAAGGCUUGGACACACCUACUCAUUCAAGUGUUUUCUUUAUUUUUACUAUUUUUUACAUUGUAGAAUAAUAGUGAAGACAUCAACACUAUUAAAUAACACAUAUGGAAUCAUGUAGUAACCAAAAAAGUGUUAAACAAAUCAGGGGGGGGGGGGUUAAAUACAAUAGUCCGGGUAGCCAUUUGGUUAACUGUUCAGCAGUCUUAUGGCUUGGGGGUAGAAGCUGUUAAGAAGCCUUUUGGACCUAGACUUGGCACUCCGGUACCGCUUGCCGUGCGGUAGCAGAGAGAACAGUCUAUGACUAGGGUGUCUGGAGUCUUUGACAAUUUUUAGGGCCUUCCUCUGACACCGCCUGGUAUAGAGGUCCUGGAUGGCAGGAAGCUUGGCCCCAGUAAUGUACUGGGCCGUACGCACUACCCUCUAGUGCCUUGCGGUCGGAUGCCGAGCAGUUGCCAUACCAGGCAGUGAUGCAACCAGUCAGGAUGCUCUCGAUGGUACAACUGUAGUACCUUUUGAGGAUCUGAGGACCCAUGCCAAAUCUUUUCAAUAAAAACUACUGCUACUACUACUAAUACAACUAAUAAAACUACUGCUACAACUAAUAAAAACUACUACUAAUACAACUAAUAAAAGUCAAUUUAGUGAUAACAGUUCAUUUAGUGAUUCAGACAUUGUGCAAUGAUUUCUUAUAAUGGCAUUCAAUCUGCAAAGAUUGUUAUAAAAGACAUCUCAUUCGCAAAGUAAGGUCUUGGUUGUGUUUUGAUAGAUGAUGUCACAAUAGUCUAGGACAGGAAGCAGCAGUUUGGUUACUAAGGUCUUUCUAAUGGAUACAGUAAAACAAUUCUUAGAUCUGUAUAGUAACCCAAGUUUAUAGUUUCUAAUAUAAUCUAAAUGCUGUCCAAAAGAUAUUUCAGAAUCUAUCCUCAAACCCAGAUAUUUCAAACAAAUAACACUUUGAAGCGUUGUUCCAUCACUUAAAAUAAUUUUGAAAUUGCCAGCUGUGGAGUUUAUUCUUUGCCGUGUGCCAAACAGCAUGAUAUAGGACUUUGUGUGACUUUGUGUGACUUUGUGUGUGUGUUUGCGUAUACAGUACAUAAGAGUGUCUGUGUGUGUUUCCUGUGCAGAUAGUGAAGGAGGAAAAGACGUGGUCGUUACGCUCUGACAGUACAGAGCUGGUGCAGGGCCUACUGGUGUGGGUCAGAACACAAUGGGAGAACAUGUUCGGAGUCAAACUCACCAUCACCACCCUCACCCCACCAGCCUGAGGGAAAACACCCACCCGUCCAACCGUGUUUGUGUGCACAUGCAUGAGUGUGAGGGUCUGUCUCUCUGUC